Messenger RNA from Rhodofomes roseus, 1599 nucleotides. RefSeq names its product putative CDK4/6. The transcript has 4 exons. Gene Ontology annotation, molecular function: protein kinase activity; ATP binding. NCBI's taxonomy places the organism in Eukaryota, Fungi, Basidiomycota, Agaricomycetes, Polyporales, Fomitopsidaceae. Bases 101 to 1447 code for a protein of 448 amino acids. Gene Ontology annotation, biological process: spliceosomal complex assembly; regulation of mRNA processing; protein phosphorylation. The record is from RefSeq and is a predicted model, not a curated record.
UGCCCGACAUCCUCCGCUUGUGUGUGAGUUCUUUCGCGUAGGGGGCUCGGUGCGACGGAAGGUCGGGAACGGUCAUGUUCUAACAACGCGUCUGCUCUCGAUGUUGCUCCCUGGUGCCGCUCGAGCAGCUAUUCUGACGCCUCGCUUUUCCGGCGCAUUCGAACUUGAACUCCGUAACAGUCGACGAUUCGGACUCUCUUCAGCGCGUAUGCCGCGAUGGGCUCGACAACUACUCGGCCCACGCGAUCCCUCGCCGCCUCGCACCUUUGCCUCAACAGGUUACACAAUAAUACCGCCAUCUGAAAAGGUGGAUGAAGAGAAGCUGGAAUGGUACUCUCCCUCGUCGUUUUACCCUGUGCGCAUCGGAGAGGUCUUCCAAGACCGGUACCAGGUCGUCUCAAAGCUCGGUUACGGCUCCUCCGCUACCGUUUGGCUAUGUCGUGACCUCCGGCAGCACCUGUACGUAGCACUCAAAGUGUGCAUGACCAACUUUCCGAGCGUGGCUCGCGAGAAGGCAGCAUUUGCACGUCUAGAGCCGUUGAAAACGGUCAAAUUCGUGCAGAAGUCACUCGGCCACUUCACAGUCAAUGGUGCUUCCGGGAGCGUGCAUGAAUGUUUCGUGCUGGAAGCGCUAGAGUUCAAUAUCAACUUGUGCAGAGCGUUCCUCCCGGGCCAACUGUACGACUUAAUUCUUUGGCGCCAGGUCGCUCUAGAGGUGAUACAAGCCCUGGAUUUCCUUCACUCGAAGGCUAACAUCGUUCAUGGCGACCUUCGUCACGAGAAUAUCUUGAUGCGCGGCUUCAAUGACAAGAUCUUCCAAGGGAUGGAGUCAGUAGAGGCAGCACAACCGUCCGCCCGGAAGAUCGACGGAGACAGGGUGAUCCACGAGACUCCGGAUCGCGUUCCCUUCCCGAAGGAUUUCAAGUGCGCCGUCUUGUGCGACUACGGGGAAGCCCGCUGCAGUGAUGCUGCAGGCAAUGUAUCAUAUCUACAAGAUAUACAGCCAUUCCCGUACCGUGCUCCCGAGGUGGUCCUGGUUAUACCUUGGUCAUAUCCCGUCGACAUAUGGAAUGCUGGCGUGAUGCUCUGGCAUCUUUUCGAGAACAAGAGUCUCUUCAAUCCGUAUGAUCAGGAACGGGAGUCUAACGCAAUACAUCUCCUCGAGAUGAUGGAAGUCAUGGGCGACCCGUCGCCCAAAUUUGUCCGUCGAUCGUUGAGCACCGACCCCAAUAAUUCUUAUUUCGACGACAAUGGUCAGUGGAGGCUGCCGAGUCUCAGACGCAAGGAACAGAUGUCCUUGGAAUCGCAGGAGACUCGACUGGAAGGCAAGGAGAAAGCAGAGUUUCUGCGGUUCACGAGAAGGAUGUUGCAGUGGGAGCCGGAGAAGAGGGCGACGGCGGCGGAGCUUCUCAAAGACCGGUGGUUGCUCACUGGCAGCGUUGACUAGGACAAGGCGUUAUAUGUACGGCCUGAGCUAUGGGUGCCAGUGAUUGGUAACUACCCAGGCCCAUAAUACUUCGUCUCGACGAUUAUCGAUACGUAGAUGGCGGCUUCGCAGUAGGAGCUUAACACACACAAUACAAUGGAGUAUCAUCGAUA